UUUGCUUCCGGGUCGAUGUUGUCAUGCGCCUGCGCCUGGCCGGCCUUGACCUUCGCCUGCGCAUUUCGGACGGAGAGCCAACGCCGGAGUAGAAGCUUCUCGCGCCAGCCGGGGGCAGAGGCCGCUUCGCUUUCUCCGUCCCUGCGAUGCCGUUGCACACAGUCCCUCCGCGGCUGUGGGAGGCGCUGAGGCUGCAGCGCGGCAUCUUCGCUCGGCUGCCGGCCCACUACCUGCGCGCCCUGCGGGAGGAUGCCGCUGCCCCGCCUGUCGCCGUCCACUGGAGGCCCCACGGCGCCAAGUACGCGCGCAGCGCCGCCACCGGGGAGCGCGAGCGCCUGCAGGACGUUCCGGUGCCGGUGUACUUCCCGCCUGAGAGCCAGGAGGGCUUGUGGGGCGGCGAGGGCUGGGUGUCCGGCUUCCGCUACGCCAAGGGCGACAAGCUUUCAGCCAGGGUGAGGAAGACCUGGAAGCCACAACUCUUCUAUCGAGAACUCUACAGCGAGAUUCUCGAUAAGAAGCUAACCAUUACAGUCACUAUGCGGACACUGGACCAGAUUGAUGCAGCUUAUGGCUUUGAUUUCUACAUCUUAAAGACAUCAAAGGCUGAGCUGUGUUCUAAAUUGGGUAUGGACCUGAAACGUGUAAUGCUACUAAGACUUGCACGUCGUGACCCUUCUCUCCAUCGAGAUGAUCCAUCAAAGAGAGAGGCUAUCUACAAUAAGUACAAGGAGUUUGUGAUCCCAGAAGAGGAGGCAGAAUGGGUUGGUUUGAGUUUGGAAGAAGCUAUAGAAAAGCAGCGGCUUCUGGAGAAGAAGGACCCUGUUCCCCUGUUCAGAGUUUUUGCAGAAGGACUGAUGCAGCAGCUCCAAGAACAGAAGCAUUCUGAAUUGGUUGAAGUGCAGAAGGUCUAACAAGACACAGGAAACUGGCUGUGAAUGCCUUGUUUCCUUUGGGCUUCUGUUAAACAGACCAAGGGAUGGAACUUUCCUCUGAUAGAGCUGGAUCCAGAAUGGUUAAGUAUAUGUUAGCUGUCUGAGGCAUGUUUUGUGAAGACAAAAAGGCUGUCUGCUGUGUCCUCUAAGGGGGCAAGCCUGGAUUUGGACUAGCCAUCUUGAGCUGCCUCCUCAUCUUCCAUUCAGGAUGCUUUUGCAGAGCAUCAGUAAAGAAGAGAGUGCUUUUAUCUCAGGCUUGCCAGCUUUUCUUGCAUGUAGCUGCUAAGACUCUGCACCUGCAGUUACCUUGUCUGCUGUGAUCCUUUGGACCUGCCAAGAUCCCCAACCUCAGGCUGAUUGUUGCAAGAGCCCUUCAUCAACAGGCUUUGGAGAACCCUAGGACGCAGCACAUAGUUUCUUGGCUUCUAGGGCAUCUUGUCUGCAGGGCCAUCUUCUGGCCAGAGAGCGAGUGUUUGUAGAAAAUAAAAAAUGGGUCAGAUUGUCUCUCUUGAGGAAAGGAGCCUAGUGAACAGUCCAUUUCAUGUAAGAUUACAAGUUUUUGUAAGAUUAUUAAGGUCCAAAGCAUAGCAGCAAAGAGAAGAAGCAACGGCAUGUAAAUUAUUAUUGAAACAGUACAGUCACUUGUUCUUUUAGGCCAAGGACAGGGAACCUUUUUGGCUCCAUGGGCCAGAUCCUUAUCAGGCUUUGCCUUGUGGGCCAAACUGGACAGGUAGGAGAAGCCAACCAUUGUCAGUCACAUAUCAUUAUGAUGUUACCUGUCAAAGUCCCUUAUGAUUCACUUUUUUGAGUAAACAGGAGUGCAGGAGCUGUUUUAAAGCCUUUGAAAAAGCCUAUUUGAAUUAACUUGCAUUUGUGAGCUGCUUCAGUGGGCACUUUUACUGAUGAACAUGGAAUAAAUCCUGCUGUCUUGCUGUGUGAUCUUGUUCCUGCUGGGAACAGAAUCUCACAGCCAAUGCAGGAUUACACCCUGUUGUCCCGCCAGUCAGCUGAUGGGCAUGUGGGCAUGGUUUGGGGAAAAUGGCCUUGGGGGCCAAAUAGGACCUGCCGAAGGGCCAUGGUUGACCUGGAGGCCAGAGGUUCCUUACUCCUGUUCCAGGCUGACAAAAGGAACUUGAGUCCCUUGAACGGGCAUGCUGUCUCCCCACCUUCCUUUUUGGUCUCUUGGAGGGUUGUUGCUGUGUCUUUGAAUCCUAGUGUCCCUGCUUUAUAGCAUGCCUCUCAAGCCCAAGUAAGGCAAAUGUUUACCAGAACAUUGUGUUGCUGUGGCUGGUAAAAGAAAUAGAAGCACUUCUGUGUUUCUACUUUGAACAGAUCAGAAAAGCAGCAGCAACUAGCAGAGCCGUUGUGGGGCACACUUUGCAACAUCAGUGAGGGUUGCACAGUGGCUCUAUGCUUAUGCAGAAUAACAAUGAUUAUUACAAGCAGACAACUGCUUUCUGUGUGUAAGUCAUCUUUGUUAUGCUUAAAUUGACACAUCUCUGAUGGCCCCAUGUCAUUAACCUAAGAACCACCUUAGAGGGUCAGACUGAAGGAUAGUGGUGAAUAGCAUGUGGACCUUUAAGCUUCUACUUCAAAUCUUGCCUCAGCAUGACUGCAGUGGGGCCCCACUCAUAUGGCAGGUUAGGUUCCAGACCCCUGCCGACAAGCGAAAACCACUGAAAAGUGGAUCAGCUGUAGUGCUGGGGUCUGGAACCUAACCCGCUGAUCGCACUGGAGGAGGAGAUCAGCUGUAGUGAGCUACAGUAGAUCUUUCCCUCCUCCGGCGCGAUCAGCUUGAGCUCGGGAGUCUGAUCGUGCCAGAAGAGGAGAUCAGCUGUAGCUCUCUACAGCUGAUCUUCCCCUUCUUCAGAGUGAGAUCAGUUGGAGCGUGGGGAGCUCCAGCCCCCCCUCCAGCUGAUCGCCCUGCUGGUGCCGUAUUAACAGAACGCCAAAAAGCAGGACCUUACUGUAUGUACAGCUUCCCGUGCUGAAGGUGGUAUGCUUCUUUAUUUUAUUUAUUUAUUAUACAGUGCCUUGCAAAAGUAAUCGCACCCCUGACCAAUUCUCUCAUAUUACUGGAUUACAAAUGGUACAUUGUAAUUGUGUUUCAAAAUAAAAUAAACAGAACGAAAUUGCAGUGUACCAUUUGUAAUUGAGUAAUAUGUGAGUAUUGGUCAGGGGUGUGAUUACUUUUGCAAGGCACUGUAUUUAUAUCCCACCUUUCAUCCCAGGAAUGAUUAGGCUGAGAGAUAAUGACUGGCCCAAGGUUACUCAGUGAGCUUCAUGGGAAUUUAAACCAUGGCCUUCCAGUUCCUAGCCUGACUCUGAUUGCUAUAUCACCCUGGCUGUUGAGUGGCGGCUGUUUGGGAAUGUGGACAACUGAGGAGGGUGCUGCUGUUGCUGCUGCCACACUCAUGUUAUUGUGGGUUUCCCCCAUUGCGGUGUCUGGCUGUGAGAACGGGGUGCUGGGCCAGGUGGAUCCCCUCUGGUCUUCUCCAGCAUCCAGGCUCCUCUUCCAGUGCUUGACUAAUGAGAGAGCGUGGGUGGUGGCAUUGUAGCUUCUGCACGCUGUCUCCAGUUGCAAGCUGCCAGCCAGCCAGCAGGGUCUUUGUCUCAAGGAUCACAGGGAUGGGAGGGUUAGUCUUGGCUGUCCUGGCUAUCUAGUCCUUUUUGAAGUCAGUUGUGGCAGCAUCCAAUGUUAGUCCUAAUCAGAGUAGACCAAUUGAAACGAAGUGGACAUGGCUAUGUUAGAUUCAUUAAUGUCAGUGGGUCUACUCUGAGUGAAACAUAAUUGGCUACGAUUCUUUGUCCUGCCCCAAUGUGUUUGACAUUGAAUGAAGAAAUGUUGUGUUUUGUUUGAACCCUGCUGCUAAUCAGUUGCAUUUGAUGGCCCCUGAGAUGUGUGGGGUGCCUGAGGAGCAACAGCUCUCCCUCCACUCUCUGUAGUUGUACACUUCCAUCAUGGUCCGCUUGCAAAGGCUUUCCCAACUUAAGCUUCAGCUUAUGAAAUAUUUCCUUGGGGGAAAAUGCUUGAAUUACUUGAUCACCUUAGUUGCCUGUUCUCUAAUGCCAGACUACCCUUUUUAAGGCUCGCUGUCUCAGUUGCUGUGCCAUAGCUGGUUCCAGAUACUUUGGAUAUUCUCUGGAAAGUGGCUUGUUGCCAUGUGGCCUCUGGGGAGAGCCACCAGUCCUGUGGACGCAUUCACUUUCUCUUGGUGCAGGUCCAUAUCUUUGUGAACAUAAGAACAGCCUGCUGGAUCAGGCCAAAGGGGACCCAUCCAGUCCAGCAUCCAGUCCUCACGGUGGCCAAAGGGAAGCCCUCGAGCAAGACCUGAGUGCAAAGAGCAUCCCCCCCCCCGUUUCCAUCAACUGGUAUUCAAAAGCAUACUUCCUCCAACUGUGGCGGCAGAGCAUAGCCAUGAUGGCUAGUAGCCACUGCUAAGUAGCCUUAUCCUCCAUGAAUUUGUCUAAUCCUCUUUUAAAGCCAUCCAGGUUGGUGGCCAUCACUGCUUGCUGUGGGAGCGAAUUCCAUAGGUUAACUAUACACUGUGAACCUUUAUUUUGUCUGUCCUGAAUCUUCCAACAUUCAGCUUCAUUGAAUGUCCACGUUCUCUUGUUAUAAGAGAGGGAGAAAACCUUUUCUCUGUCCACUUUGUCCAUGCCAUGCAUCAUUUUAUUGACUUCUAUCAUGUCACCUCUGAUUCGUCCUUUCUCUGAACAAAAAAGCCCCAAACGCUGCACCUUUUCCUCAGAGAGGAAUUGUUCUUGCGUCCUCCCUCUUUAUGGGGACUUAGUCUCAGCUGCUGUGAUCCAACAUCCUUUUUGCUGCUUCCUUGCACACACCCUGCAGGCAUUUUUGCUCCCUGGCCUUGAGCUUUUUAUUGCAUGUCUCAGAGAAUGCUGAUUAACUGUAGUGGAGGGGGCGAGUACUUGUCUUGAAUAUACUGGUUCCCAGCUGGAAGUCCCGUCAUCUCCACUAAGCAGCCUGGGAGUUGGAGAGCUAUUGCUAGUCAGGGUGUUGAUGAUGUUGGGCCAGGUGAACCAUUGCUCACUUUGUGUGAGAAGCUCCUCAUGCACCAGUUAGUAUUACUCAUUGUAUAUCAAAAUCCACUCUUUGUCUCGUAGCAGUUCACGCAUCAUUUGCCAGCAAAGUUCACUUCAGGGCUGGCAGAUCCCUUUGCCAAGCAGUUCUUGGCACCACAGGGGUGUAGUGCUUUUGGGUGGGUCCAGGGUGAUGUGGGUGCCCCUGAUAUGGUCCUGGUCAUGGAGGGAUUGGUGCAUAAUAGAUGACAAUGGGUGCCCAGCAGGAGAGUUGUGCACCUGUUGCGUCAUUGGUGUUCCCUCUCCAGUGUCUUGCCUGCCUUCUGCUGGCUGCUUGGGGAAGGUGGUGUUCAUGAUCUGUGACAAGUGCAAACGUUACCAUAGGCAUGGUGGGAAGGAAAUGAAUGUGGGUGAAAGGCAAAUUCAGCGGAUGCAAGAGUAGUUUUCCUUCAACCGGAGUGCCACAAUAUCCUCAUCCCCCUUCCCUUGGAUGCUUUUCACUUUCCUCUCUUUGCCUUCAGCCUUCGUUUUCCUCCCAAAGAUUGUUCCGUUUUGCCUUCUGUUACUACACAGAGACACCUGACCAAGGCACUGUGUAUUCAGUCACAGCAAGGAGCAGAAGGUGCCCAGAUAGGGAAGACGAGAUGGCAUCUUUCCAUAGUAUCAAAAGAGUUUGCUGCCUUUUAGUGCCUCACCCUAAAAAGAAAGGAGGGAAAUGGUACUAUGUGAGAUGAAAGGGGUCUGUCUGGACAAUUUAUCCAGCAAUUAUAAGUAAAUCAGUGAUGCCUACAGGGGCUUGUUGCCAUAGUUACAAUAGGAUUUGAAGGACCAUCAUUUGGUACUGGCCUCAGCCAAUCAGGUUGAGGAGCCAAAGCUGCAGUAUAAAGUAAAGAUUGCCAUUUUCCAGCCACUCAGUUGCCAUGAAAGGAAAAGGGGUUUUCAGAGUAUUGGAAAGUGCUCCGGACAGCUCCUGUCAUGGCGGACGGCGAAAAACCCAGCAGGAGGCCAGCACUGCGCAGACAGCAGGUGAGACAAUGGAGCUUUUCCUCGAUUGCCAUUGACUGCCUUCUUUCUUUGCCAUUGCCCUUCCACCGCCCAACCAGCCCUUGGCCAUCGCCAGCCGCUGCCCCGCCCUGCCCCACAAAACAACAAAGAAAUCAGGAUGAGAAAAUAGGGAGCUGUUCUCUCUAGGUUGCCUUUGUCAGCCUUUCAAAUCACAUUUUGCAAAGCCAGCUCAUUAAAAGCCCCCAGCUGGGCUCUUGCAGAGCGAGGUGAGCACCCGAUUCCAGUCACCCACUGGCCCCUCCCCCUGUGAAGGGACCACAAUAUGCUGCAAAGUCACAUUAGCUUUACUGCAUUUGUCGGGUGGCAGGGGGAGUGCUUAAAUUCACCAUAUUCUUGAUGGAGACAUGGUGACGAUGUCCAAAGGCUUGUUUAGAGCUCAAAGCCCAAAGGAUUGGGAUAGAGUUGUGUGUUUCCUAUUGUGAUGGCAGCGGCGGUGGAGGGGGCUGGGUGACAGCAUCAGAACUGUAGGAUGCACAGAGGGAGUUUUCCCCUGUUGCAGCCAUCACCUUGCAUGCUUGUGAAAGUCAUGGCACUAACAUGACCCAUUGCAGAAAAUUGUCUGCUAGGGAAUCCUGAUAGGGGAGAGGAAGUGGAGACAAACUUUUCCCAACUGAGCUCUUUUGAGAGAAUGAAUGAGUGUGUGUGUGUGUGUGUGUGUGUGUGUGUUAAAUGAUAAUUGCUGAAACCUGAGAUUUGUCCAUAAUAGAUAAGCUUCUUCCAGUGGGGGGGCUCUGAGCACCUUGUGAAUAGCCUAGCGGCUCAGUGUCCAUGUCAGGAACUCACAAAGUUUUUCAUUGGCACACAAGUGGAUAUAUUUGGCUGUCUAUUCUUCUCCCCAAAUCCUGUGGGUGUGGGCCAGGAGUGUUUGGGGAGGAGGGACAUGUCCUUGGUGUUACUUCCUUCCCGAUGAAAUAGUUUCUAUAACACCCUGCAAUUUCUCUUUCUACUCUGAGUUGGGAAUGACGCAUCUCAUGGCUGCCCUAUAGCAAGGUGGCUCCGUUCAUAGCUGCAUACUUAAUGAAAAGCAAACUCACAGAUGGCAAAAUAACAAAGUCGUGUCUGCUUCAAAGGGAUCUUCUAGGGUGAAUGUUGCAUUAUGAGGUAAAUUUAGAGAGGAAAAUCUUUUAAUCCACUGUGGCUAAUCCAGUCUACUUUUGUUGGCUGUGACAUAUUCAGCCCCAACAAAAGGCCCUGCCCCGCAGAGAGUAGCAUAUAUAAUGCGCAUUAGUAAUCCAGUUACUCUGCUGUUGCAGUGGCAGGCAGACAGACUUCCCGGGUCAGCAGUAGGGGCUGAAGCAGACGCUCCACAAGACUUUUUAGCAAGUUUUUUUAUUUCUCAUUCCAAAGAGCCUUGGUGAUGUGCUUGCACUGAACUAACUGAGGGGAAUUCAGGAAUCAAGAACUAUGGCUGGGGAACUGGCUAGGAAACUUGAAGCAGAGAGUAGGAAUAAAUGGACAGUUCUCCCAGUGGAUAGAUGUAGAAAGUGGAGUCCUCCAAAGAUUGAUGUUGGGACCUGUGUUUCUUAAUGUGUUCAUACAUGAUCUGGAAUUAGGGGUGAGGUGACCAUUUUGCUGGUGAUACUAAGUUGUUCAUGUUGGUUAAAACAAAAAAGGAUUGUGAAGAGCUUCAAAAAGACCUUUCCAAAGAGUGAAUGGGUAGUAAAAUGGCAAAUGCAAUUCAGUGGAAAGUGAUGCAUGUUGGGGGGAAAAUCAAUUUCAUAACUGAACAGGGUGGUUUAUAAUAAAUGCUAUUGGAGGUUGCUGAUUCAUAGGGUCACCAUAAGUUGAAAUUGACUUGAAGACACAUAACAACAAUAUAACUCAUGGGGUAUGAACUAGCGGUGUCUGACCAGGAACAAGACUUUGGGCUCAUAGAAUCCAUGAAUAGUAGAGAUGGAGGGGGCCUCUAAGGCCAUUGAGUCCAACCCCUGCUCAAUGCAGGAAUCAUAGUUAAAGCACACCCAACAGGUAGCUAUCCAGCUGCUGCUUGAAUGCCUACAGUGUUGGACAGCCCAUCACCUUCCCAUGCAAUUGGUCCCAUGGUCAUACCGCUCUAGCAGUUAGGAAGUUUUUCUUUAUGUUCAGCCAAAAUCUGGCUUCCUGUAAAUUGAGCCCAUUGAGAAGAGAUCCUGGCCCUCCUCUGUGUGGCAACCUUUCAAAUACUUGAAGAGUGCUAUGAUAUAUCCCCUCAGUCUUCUCAAAGCUAAACAUGCCCAGUUCUUUCAGCCUCUCCUCAUAGGGCUUUGUUUCCAGAUCCCUGAUUGUCCGUGUUGCCCUCCUCUGAACCUGUUCCGGUUUGUCUGCAUCCUUCUUAAAGUACAGUGUCCAGAACUGGAUGCAGAACUGAAGAUGAGGCCUAACCAGUGCCAAAAAGAGCGGAACUAGUACUUCACGCGAUUUGGAAACUAUACUUCUGUUAAUGCAGCCCAAAAUAGCAUUAGCCUUUUUUGCAGCCACAUCACACUGUUGGCUCAUAUUCAGUGUGUGAGCAACGACAAUUCCAAGAUCUUUAUUUUUAUUUAUUUAUUUAUUAAAUUUAUAUCCCACCCUUCCUACCGAGCUCAAGGUGGCAUCCUUCAUACUCUAUCCUUCUCACAUGUCGUAUUGCUGAGCCAAAUAUCCCCCAUUUUAUAACUGUGGAUUUGGUUUCUUUUUCCUAUGUGUAGAACUUCACACUUAUCCCUGUUAAAUUUCAUUCUGUUGUAUGCAGCCCAAUGCUCCACCCUAUCAAGAUCAUUUUGAAUUUUAUUUCUGUCUUCCAGGGUACUAGCUGUCCUUCCAAAUUUUGUAUCAUCUGCAGAUUUGAUAAGCGUUCUCUGCACCUCUUCAUCCAAAUUGUUAAUAAAAACGUUGAAGAGCACCGGGCCCAGGACUGAACCCUGCGGUACCGCGCUCGUUACCUCCCCUCAGUUUGAGAGGAAACCAUUGAUAAGCAUUAUUUGAGUAUCUUCUGUAGCCAACUGUGGAUCCACCUGAUAGUUUUUCCAUCCUGCCCAUAUUUAGCUAGCUUGCUAAUUAGAAUAUUACUUUGUUAAAAGCGUUGUUGAUGCCAUGAUAUAUUAGGUCCACAGGUUGAUGUGAGACUGACUGGUCUGUAGACUCCCGAUUCCUCCUUUUUGCCCUUUUUGAAGAUAGGGACAACAUUAGCCCUCCUCCAGUCAUUCGGCACUUCACCUAUCCUUCAUGAUUUUGCAAAGAUAAUAGACAGUGGUUCUGGGAGUUCAGCCAGUUCCUUCAUUACUCUAGGAUGCAGUUCAUCAGGCCCUGGAGAUUUGAACUCAUUCCAAGUGAUUAGGUAUUCCUUGAUCAUUUGUCUAUCAAUCUCAAGCUGCAAUCCUGCCUCUUCAACUUGUACUUCACGUUUGCCAGGAGCAUCAUAGUCCCUCUUUUGGGAGAAGAAUAAGCCAAAGUAGGAAUUGAGCACUUCUGCCUUUUGUCAUCUAUUAUCAUUUUCCCAUCCUUAUUGAACAGCAUUUCUUUUCUGUAUUUUACUAAGCAUACACCUGAAGAAAGCUUUUUUGUUGCUUUUAGCAUCUCUUGCUAACCUAACCUCAUUCUCAGCUUUAGCCUUCCUGAUGCUAUCCCUGCAAUUCCAUGCUGUUUGUACUCUUCCUUUGUGGCCUGGCCUUCCUUCCACUUCCUUUAUGUGUCCUUUUUUCUUUUCAAGUCAUCUCUAAGCUUUUUGUGGAGACCCGUUGGCUUCUUCUGCUAUCUUCCACUUUUUCCCCUUGUUGGAAUUGUUUGCCAUUGUGUCUUUAAAAUUUCCUUUUUUAGAACCUUCCACCUAUUUUGGACUCCUUCUCUCAUUAGGGUUGCUUACCAUGGGACCUGACUUAUCAUUGAGUUUAUUAAAAUUGGCUUUCCUGAAGUCCAAGGUAUGCAUAUGGCUACUCUCAGCUUUUGCUUCUUUUAAAAACCAGAACUCAAGUAUAACAUGGUCAUUUCUCCCCAGGAUUCCUGUAACUGCCACUUCAUCCACUAAGUCAUCUCUAUUGGUUAGAAUCAGGUCAAUGCCAACUGAUCCUCUAGUUCCUCCACUUUCUGUAGGAGGAGGUUAUUGGCAACACAAGUCAGGAACAUCUUGGAGGGGCCAUAUUUGACAAAAUUUGUCUUCCAACAGAUAUUGGAGUAAUUGCAGGCUCCCAUUACUACUACAUCAUGCCUUCUCAAAACAUUGGCAAUUUGUUUUUCAAAAGUUUCAUCUUCAUCAUCUUUAUUGGGUGGUUGGUAGUAGACUCCAACCACCAUGUUCCUUUUAUUCCUUGUCCUAUUUAUUUUAAUCCUGAUGCUCUUGAUGGGGCUACCAAGCUCAUCCUCCUGUAUUUCUGUGCAGGGAUAUAUUUUUUAACAUAUAGCUUAACUCCACCUCCUUUCUAUUCCUUCUGUUCUUUUUGAACAAGUUAUAUCCUUUUCUGUAUUCCAAGUUUCAGUUAUACCUAUCAAGACACUAUACCCUCCUGUGUUAAGAGAUCAAAUUCAUCCUGUUUAUUUCCCAUACUCUGGGCAUUAAUAUACAGAUGCCCUGGGCUCCUUCUGGGAGGAAGGGUGGGAUGUAAAUUUAAUAAAUAAACAAAGUGUUAGAUCCGUGCUUGCAGGCAGUGAUGGGCUGGAUAUGGGCCAAUGAAUUGAGGCUGCAUCUUGCAACCUGGAAAGACUUGUGUUUGUCCUGAAUGGGGUUGCACUCCCCUGGAAAGUUCAGGUCUGUAGUUUGGGGUGCUCCUGAAGUCAGCCUUGUUUCUAGAGCCUCAGGUGGCGUCAAUGGCUAGGAGUGCCUUUUGGACAGAGAUGACUUGGCCUCUGUACUCCAGAUUGUGCUCUUGAAGAGGAAAUUUCAACUGGUCCAAAAUGCGGCAGCCAGAUUAUUGAUUGGAGUUCCAUUUAGAUCUCUCAUAACCUGUUUUAAAACUGCUGCAUUGGUUGCCAGUUUGUUUCUAGGCCCCAUGUAAGGUCCUCAUGCUAGUGUUUAAAACCCUAAAUGACUUAGGUCUCAAAUAUCUGAAAGACCGCCUCCUUCUCUACAGCCCCACUUGGGUGUUGAGAUUGGCAGAAGGGCCCCUCUUGAUAAUUCCACUGCCCUCAGACGUUUGGGGUGGGGAUAGCCCCAGGAGAGGGCAUCAUCUGUGGCAGCCCUUAAGUUGUGGAAUUCCCACCCCACAGAGGUGCGCCUGGCAACUUCAACUGUACAGCUUUUGUUUUAUGCUGAAGAGUCACCUCUUCACCCUGGCUUUUGACACUUAAGAGAUACAUAUUUUAGGAUCCUCUAGUUGUGAAUAUUUGUUUUAAACUUUUAAAUAAUAUUUAUAUUGUUGUAACCCACUCCAGUAACUACUGGAAAAGGGUGGGUAAUAAAUUUAAUAAUAAUUAAUAGUAAUAAUAGUCUUCUGGAGCAGAGGGUGGCCACAUAAACAAAACCUCUUUUUAUUUAAGGGUACAAAAUAAAGGUUGCCGCUUUUUCCUGUGAAAAAUAAUGGCUUCUCUCUUCUGAGUCUGUUCUCUGCCGAGCAGAUCAGUGCUUUGCUGCCCUUGGAUUGCUCUUUGGGGAGCCUUCAAGUGCCUCCUGGCAAGUGGAGCAGGCUAGCCACAACUAGAAUCUGGCCUCCCAGCAAGAGUCCUUCGCUAACCACACUCCCCAAGUCAAGAGGCUGCCUGCUGUAACACUUCAGGCAAGAGUUUCCUCCUUGGCCUUCCUGGGAGAUUAAAGACUUCUUGUUUUCACAGUGCACCGGAGGGAAGGAGAGGUGCCUGGAUCAGUCCUCAGAUCAAAAGGCUCCCUCAGACAAUGGCAGAUGUUCAGCAUCUACCAAACCCUAUUUCCAGAUCCCUCCUGCUCACCUGGAGCACCAAAAUAGCCAGGGCCGCUCUCUGAGAAUGCAGGGGAGAUCAGUGGCGUGGCUUCAUGCCUGCUCAAAUUCUGGAUGUCUUCUCCUCAUUGGUACAUAGAGUUCCUUACCCUUAUUUUUUAAAUGUAUGUACAUACACCAAUUUUAUGUAUUAAUAAAUUCUAGUAUUGA
Rhineura floridana is the source of this 12049-nucleotide messenger RNA. RefSeq names its product mitochondrial ribosomal protein L28 (gene MRPL28). The record is from RefSeq and is a predicted model, not a curated record. Bases 147 to 911 code for a protein of 254 amino acids. Gene Ontology annotation, molecular function: structural constituent of ribosome. Gene Ontology annotation, cellular component: mitochondrial large ribosomal subunit. Lineage: Eukaryota; Metazoa; Chordata; Lepidosauria; Squamata; Rhineuridae. The transcript is spliced from 5 exons.